AAUGCAUUUUGGUUCGAUUGGUGUUUCCCUUCUCUACCACCACAGAGAAAAUAAAACAUUACUCUAUAGCUAACACAGUCACAAAUCUUAUUUUGGGGGUAGCAGAUAGGUGGUGUUAUGGAAAAUGCGCUCGUAUCCAAACCAAAUCGCAUAAAUAAUAUAAAAUUAUAAAUAUUUCAUAAAACGGAACGCCGGAUACGAUUAAAAUCAAAACUAAAAUAUAUCGAUAAAACAAUAUUUAACAACGUCUCUGUGACAACCUCUUUUAUCGAUUAAACGCCCGCUCAACAAUUCAACGCGGCAUUUACGUUAUUGUAAAGCUAUGUGUUUACGUGUUUUCAUUGGGCGAAGAGAGUCAUUACAUGCAAUCCCCAAAUGGAGGAGAUUCUAGAGAAGAAUAUAUUCAACGAUAGUCAGUUGUUGAAGCUGGCUCCGGACUACUGUCCUGCUGAUAUCAUACUGCGGAUGCAAAUGAGAAGAUCCAUGGUGAAGGACUCACACUGUCAUGGACUAAAAAGGAAGCAAUCUCAAAGAAACAACUCAACGAAACACACUGCAGCCGAUAAUUCCAGAAUAAACACAGAAAUUGUGAGACUGAAAGACACAUUUGAAACAGAAAAUACAAAAAAUGAGAUAAACUUGAAGAAUUCUAACGUAAUAUUGUCAAAAACUAAAAUAGUUGAAAGCAAACGCAAUAACUUUAAUACACAAGCUUCCCUCGAUGAUAUUCAAUUUAUUGAAAGAAAAGAACAUGAUGUUAAUAAAGAAGAAAUCAAUGAUUUGCAAUGUAAUGGUACAGCGGUUGAUCCAUUUAGCUGUUAUUAUAGCAAUUUAGAUGAGGUAACUGAAAAACUACGAGGAAUGAAAGUGAACUCUGACGAAAAUGUGACCAAUAAAUCUAAAUAUUUUCGCAAAAGCCAUAAUCAUCAUUAUAUAGAAUCAAACCAGUCAAAUAAUAAUGACAAAUUCAAGGAUCCAAUGGAUGAUCUGCAAUCCUUGUUAAUAAAAAUGGCUAUAGCAUCUGUACCAACUGAUGAUAGCGUGGACAACCACAAUACUGCUAUAACUAAAGAUACCCAUGAAUGCAAUGAAAUAAAUAGCAACACUUUGGAAAUAAAUUUGAGUAGUCUUGUAUUAGAAAGCCAUAAGAUAAAAACAGAUGAUAAUGAAGACUUCUUAAGAAUACAAUCACUUAAAGUUAAUUAUAAUAAAAGAGAUGGUUACUUGGCAAACAAAUAUUUAAAAAAAUGGCGAGGAUAUGUGGCGCGGAAGAAUCAACAGUCAACAGAGCAAAGGAAAGCCGUAAUCCAGAACUUUUUUGAUAAAUUAGAAAGAAAGAAAAACGAAAUUAACUGUCCAACUGAUCCCGCUAAUAAAGCAAAAUUGUAUGCCAAAGAUUAUAGCAACUACCAACACAGAUAUAAGGUCCAGAAACACAUAAUAGCUCUGCAAAAGGCGAAACUGGAGGAACAGAACAGGCUGAUUGAAUCAUUGAAAUACAACAAGAUUAUUGACACCUCCCGCCAGUCUGUGGAGGCGAUGAAGGAGGAAGUCAGGAGGACAUACUUCGAGAUCGACAGGCACCUCAAGCCGAAGAUAAAGUGUAUGACCAACGAGCUAAAGAUACCUGAGAUUAAAGAGCCAGCACUAGUGUUACACUGCCUGAAAGUGCCACAGUUCCUUCAGAGAAUGGAGAAACGGGCAAGAGAGAGAGAAGAGAAACACGCGCUCAUACGAGAGAGACGGGCGCAGAUGGAGGAAGAGAGAGUCAGGAUGAAACAACAGAUGGAGUUGGCCAAAUUAGAAAUGGACAAAGAAGAGAAAUUGAAAAGGAUGAAAGAGUUAAAGGAAAAGAGGAAAAGGGAGAAAAUAGAGAACAUAAGGAAGAAGCAACACGCUGAACGAAUGAGAGCAUUGAUCGUGAUGGCAGAUCUACACUACGAGAAGAAUUUAGUGAACCGAUGCGGCUUACAACCCUGGAAGAGACUAGUCGAGAUAAAAAGAGACAACAUGGAGAAAGCGAGAGCACACUACAAGUUUCAGCUUCGGAAAAACGUGUUUCUGAAUUGGAUGUGGCAUACAGAGGACAUGUGGUAUGAGAGGAAUUUCAAAGCCGAAGAUUUUAACAGGAAGAAGCUUUUGAAGAGAGCUUUCAACGGUUUUAAACAGCACCACCACCACUACGUACUGCUGCGGCAGACGGCUGAAGACUAUUACGAGCUGUACCUGGUACAAGUCGCCUUCCGGGGGCUCCGCCGGGGCGUCCUGGAGGCUCGCCGGGAGCUGCAGGUCAAGUGGGAGCGAGCCGUGCAGUACUAUAACAGCGACCUGCUAUUCAAGACAUUCUCGUGCUGGCGCACCCUGCCGGCUCUGAUGGGGCUGCAGCGGCAGCAGGAGGCGCGCAAGGCUCGCUGGCGGGAGAAGGUGCUGCAAGUCGUGCCGGACUAUACCCCGCCAGAGAAGUAGACGCCAACAGCUACAGUGGGGUCACUUUAUAUAACGAAAAUCGAAGUUUCGAACACCUACUUACUACGCGAGCCACGACUCUAUCUCGUAUCUCGUUGAAUUAAACGUGCCGAUUGUACGACAGCUCUCGUUUGUUCGUUUUUCGUCAGGAUAGAGUACCUAACCCUCCAGCACCGACACAGAUUAUUAGCAAUGAACAAUCCAUAAGAAAGAAAGAAAAAUAGUUUAGUGCUAACUAC
Molecule: messenger RNA, 2705 nt
Organism: Plutella xylostella (diamondback moth)
Lineage: Eukaryota; Metazoa; Arthropoda; Insecta; Lepidoptera; Plutellidae
Source: RefSeq, a predicted model, not a curated record